AUGCGAUCUUACGAUUCGAGAGGACCCGAGCAUCCUGGGAGGGCAUUAAUUCCAGGGUGGCGUCGAGAAGCUCAACUGAAAUUCCUUCUUCGAAUUAUACAAUCUUACAAUUUAGAGCUUUGUUGCUACAAAUGGGAGGGCAACGUAGAGGUCUUAGAUAUCGAAAAUGAUAUGUACGAGAAUAUCAAAUCGUUAGGAAAUGAUGGAUAUUUACCUACAGAUAUUGUCGAGUUAGCGGAGCGCCUUCAACGUGAUGCUCGACCGACAAGAGGCAUUUUUCGGCUGUUUCAAUUCGCCUACCAGGUGGUUACUGGCUCGGAUUUCAACUUCAUUCAACCCUAUAGGUGGUGCGAUAAAAUGGCCGCAACAAAUCGCAUCAAUGGUUUAGACAGCAAGGUUUUGGAUGAUCAUGAUAAGGCCAGAUAUAAUGCUCUCGUCGAUUUGAAAAAUCACUGUCAGCCAGAUCGUGGCCAAAACGACAACGCAAACAGCUUGAAAAAACUACUUGAUUGGGCAGAAAGAGGCUUGAAAAAUGCUCCGGGUAAGGGGUCGUCGCCCUCAGAUCCUGCAAUAACUGAGAAAGAAGCCGAAGAGCUUCGGAAGCGAUUGAAUGCUUAUAAACGAGAGGAUGCAGAGAGAUUUAAGGCAGAAUCAGAGCGCAAAGCUCGUCGGCAUUAA
Molecule: messenger RNA, 678 nt
Organism: Botrytis deweyae
Lineage: Eukaryota; Fungi; Ascomycota; Leotiomycetes; Helotiales; Sclerotiniaceae
Exons: 2
Coding region: 1-678 (225 amino acids)
Source: RefSeq, a predicted model, not a curated record